Messenger RNA from Clunio marinus, 180 nucleotides. Lineage: Eukaryota; Metazoa; Arthropoda; Insecta; Diptera; Chironomidae. The record is from the annotation of a GenBank genome assembly.
AUGAUCUCAAUGAGAGCGAUGAAAGUGCAUGAAAAUGAGAAAAAAGAAGGAAAUAAGAAUUUUCCUGCAGAAAUUAAACUAAUAGAAACAAGUUCUAUGGAUCAUACCACACACAUUCAAAGCAAUUUUUCUCAUUCACUUUACAUGCUUCCCACAUGGUUACAGCAUAAUGAAGUUUGA